Closterium sp. NIES-65 is the source of this 519-nucleotide messenger RNA. The record is from the annotation of a GenBank genome assembly. Lineage: Eukaryota; Viridiplantae; Streptophyta; Zygnematophyceae; Desmidiales; Closteriaceae.
AUGCCGCACUCUCGCUCUAUCGCGCUGCCGCGUUCUCGCUCUAGCGCUCUCCUGCACCCUCUCUCCCUCGCUCUGCCGCACUCUCUCUCUCGCUCUGCCGCACUCUCUCUCUCGCUCUGCCACACUCUCUCUCUCUCGCUCUGCCGCACACUCUCUCCCUAUCGCUCUGCCGCACUCUCGCUCUUUCGCUCUGCCGCCGCUCUCCUACACCCUCUCUCCCUCGCUCUGCCGCACUCUCUCUCUCGCUCUGCCGCACUCUCUCUCUUGCUCUGCCACACUCUCUCUCUCGCUCUGCCUCACACUCUCUCCCUAUCGCUCUGCCGCACUCUCGCUCUUUCGCUCUGCCGCGUUCGCGCUCUAUCUCUCUGCCGCAUUCUCUCUCUCGCUCUGCCGCAUUCUCUCUCUCGCUCUGCCGCAUUCUCUCUCUCGCUCUGCCGCAUUCUCUCUCUCGCUCUUCCGCAUUCUCUCUCUCUCGCUCUGCCGCAUUCUCUCUUUAGCUCUGCCGCAUUCUCUCUCUAG